Racocetra persica is the source of this 1054-nucleotide messenger RNA. The record is from the annotation of a GenBank genome assembly. Lineage: Eukaryota; Fungi; Glomeromycota; Glomeromycetes; Diversisporales; Gigasporaceae.
AUCUGUCUAAAACUAUCCCAGGUCUAUAUCGUUUACUCGAUUUGUGUAAAGAUGAUGGAUCAAAUGGACGUAUUGAUAAGAUAAUCAUUUCCACAGAGUCGUUGAAAAGACUUUGCAACGAUUUAGAGCCGAAUAGCUUCAAGUCGAUUUCUAAUAUCGAUUACACAAAAUUGAAUCAUACUAAGCUAAAGCUCAUCGGUUGUUAUGGCAAUCAUGUAUUAAUUGCGAAACUUUUAUUGAAAAAUAAAAUUAUUGACGAACCAACUUAUAACUACCUUGCUUGUUCGGAUUCUUCCGGAGCUGAUCAGGACAAUGAUAAGCCUACUCUUCGUCCUGGAAUUUAUCUCCUUAGAGUAAAUGUUGACUUGGGUCUAGUAAUUCAUUGGCCCGAACCUGGCUGUUAUGAAGAAAAUGCGCCUUCCCAUAAAAAGAAAAAUAUGGUAAACUUGCAAAGAUAUCUUACAAAACUCACAGGUCAUCAAAUUUGCUUAAUAAGUGAAAGUGAUUUAGAAAGCUUUGAUUGGAAUGUUAAAGAGGAAGAAGAAGAUUCGGAUGAAGAAACUGAAGGAACUGGCGUUGAAUUUGAAGUCUUAAAAAGCCAGGAAGAGAAGGAAGAUUUUAUACAUUAUCCUGGGUUUAAGAUUAACCUGCCCUCUGAAAUCAAACGCGAAAUGAAUGUUGAUAAUGCUGAUUGCCCCUUACCAUUUAUUAUUGAGUCAACUUUUCACCAAGCGCUUGGUACAGUGAAAAAAGUGCGGGCAAAAUCAAAAACUAAUAGAAAUUAUAAAACGAUUUAUUCUGAAUCUGAAUUUCAUGGAAUUAUUGAAGGGCACACACUUCUCAUAGACCGUAAAAUGCCUAUGGAUAACUUAGAAAGGUUAAUUAAACUUGGAUUUGCUGAAUUAGAAGAAGAGCUCUUGAGUCCAUUGAACGAUGCAUUGACAGCUGAAAGAUCAGCUCUAGAGGAAAGAAAAACGAAUGAAAGAAAUAUUAUUAGUGAGGAUGGAAAAAUUAUCGAAAAUAUGUUUUGGAAUAGUUUAAAAGUAGAAUAUAG